Messenger RNA from Loxodonta africana (African savanna elephant), 678 nucleotides. Its product is annotated as olfactory receptor 8K5-like. Gene Ontology annotation, biological process: sensory perception of smell; G protein-coupled receptor signaling pathway. Gene Ontology annotation, cellular component: membrane. The coding region runs from base 1 to 678 and encodes 225 amino acids. The record is from RefSeq and is a predicted model, not a curated record. Gene Ontology annotation, molecular function: G protein-coupled receptor activity; olfactory receptor activity; odorant binding. The transcript has 2 exons. Lineage: Eukaryota; Metazoa; Chordata; Mammalia; Proboscidea; Elephantidae.
AUGGCUUUCUACAUUUUAUUCAUUAUCACUGAACUCUACAUCCUGGCGGCCAUGGGCUAUGACCGCCAUGUGGCCAUCUGUAACCCUCUGCUCUACAAUGUUAUCAUGUCCCAGAAACUUUGCCAUAAGCUCACAGCCAUUCCAUACCUCUUCUGUACAUUUCAGUCUCUGUUGCUCACCAGUAAGAUUUUUACAUCAACUUUCUGUGGUUCUAAUGUCGUCAGUGAUUUCUUCUGUGAUAAUGUUCCCUUAAUACCUUUGCUCUGCUCAAAUGCACAGCAAAUAGAAUUGAUGAUCAUAAUGUUUGCAUCAUUUAAUCUGAUGUCUUCCCUCCUGGUAGUCCUGGUGUCCUAUAUGUUGAUUCUGAUAACCAUAUAUCGAAUGCAUUCUGCUCAGGGCAGGAUAAAAGCUUUCUCCACGUGUGGUUCUCAUCUGACAGUGGUGGUUGUGUUCUACGGGUCUCUACUAUUUAUGUAUGUGCAGCCUGAAUCUGUUCAUCCUUUUAGCACUGACAAAAUUACUUCUGUGUUUUACACUUUAGUCAUCCCUAUGCUUAAUCCCUUCAUAUACAGCUUAAGGAACAAAGAGGACACUUACCAGGAUACAUCACCACGUGAAUGCGUUGCUAAGGCCUUGCUGAAGGUCUUGGAAGGGGCCAGAGCUGAUGAGGGGCCAUAA